Messenger RNA from Malus domestica (apple), 1715 nucleotides. NCBI's taxonomy places the organism in Eukaryota, Viridiplantae, Streptophyta, Magnoliopsida, Rosales, Rosaceae. The record is from RefSeq and is a predicted model, not a curated record.
GGUUUUUCUUGUACGUGCUCUAUAUAUUGGAAUGCGUAAUUUACGAUGACAGGAAUUUACACGUGUCAUCAUUUAAAAGGAAGGAUAGUGGGCCCGAAGAUCUGUCCCCUGCUUUUGCAACACCGUGAAAGCGUGCAUAUUGUCUACAUUGCCCCGACGGACAAAAAUUCGAAACCACGAAAGAGGACAUAACAGGGUUUUGGGUUCAACUCUCAUUACUUUUCCAUUUCCACCCUUUUUCGUUUUUUUGGCGGGCGUGUUCGGUGUUCCAUCACACUCGAUCGUUAACUGCCGUUUUUGGCUGAUUAGUCCAAGUGAAAAAGGUUCCUCCUGCAUUGUGAUUGCUGGUCUAGAAUUGGAGAAUUUCUGUUGAGAGUUGAGGUAAUGGGUGGAUGCAUUUCAACAAUGCAGGGGAGGGCGAAGUCGUCUCAAUCAAGGCCUUCUUCAAAGAGUGGAUAUCCUCAAGCCCAUUUGCCAGCUUCUGAAGAAACUCAGAGCUAUUACAAUUCCCUGAUUGAGGUGACUCGGGCUCUUGAACAUGCUGGUCUCGAGUCUUCCAAUCUUAUUGUGGGUAUAGAUUUCACAAAGAGCAAUGAGUGGACAGGUGGAAGGUCAUUUAACACAAGAAGCUUGCACCACAUUGGGGAUUGUGGUCCAAAUCCCUAUGAACAGGCGAUAUCCACUAUUGGAAAAAUCUUGGCUGGUUUCGAUGAGGAUAACUUAAUUCCAUGUUUUGGCUUUGGAGAUGCGACAACCCAUGAUGAAGAUGUCUUCAGUUUUUAUCCGGAUGACAGACUUUGCAACGGAUUUGAGGAAGUAUUGACAACCUACAGGAAAAUUGUUCCUUUUCUACAACUUGCAGGUCCAACUUCAUUUGCACCUAUAAUUCAAAUGGCCAUGUCUAUCGUUGAGAAGAGUGGUGGCCAAUUCCAUGUCCUGUUGAUAAUUACGAGCGGUCAGCUUGGUGUGCAGAAGCAGAAGACAAUUGAUGCCAUUGUUGAAGCAAGCAAGUUCCCUUUAUCAAUUAUAUUAGUUGGUGUUGGUGAUGGACCCUGGGACAUCAUGAAGAGACUUGGUGACUCUACUCGUAGUCGGGCAUUUGAUAAUCUCCAUUUUGUGAAUUUUAUGGACAUUGUGACAAAGAAUGUGCCACCUUCACAAAAGAAGGCCGAAUUUACACAAGCAACUCUGAUGAAAAUUCCUUCUCAGUAUAACGCAACAAGAAACUUAUCUAUGUCAGGUGGUCAGACUUUUAAGAGGGCUCCACCUGCUGUAAAUUCUACCAAUGAGAAUGAGGAUUGUACAUUGUGCGUCGGUAAUUCAGUGAACAUGGUCUUGUAUUGCGGGCAUCAGAUAUGUAGCAAAUGCAAACCAAAGAUUUAUCAUUGUCCAUGGUGUCGGAUUCCUGUGGGCACCGAAGAUCACAAAUUGAUUUUAGGGAUCUGAAAAGACAUGUUUCAAAUGCAGGCGAGCCCUUCAGUUAUUGCCAGUAUGCAGAAGCAGCCAUUUACAAGAUCAUUUUUUGUAAUUGAAUUGUUGCAGAAACUACACGAAAGUCAAAUAGUAUGUAGUUGGAGUCUUGGAGACCGAUGCAAGAGGAAUGUUUGUGUCGAUAAUAGACAACACUUUGUAACCUCCAAGAUCGGAUGUAAUUUGGGUGUAUAGAAUCAAGUACAUGGCAAAUGAUUUUACAUAGAGAUACAAAGCAGGGUUGG